AUGGCCGACUCUGGGCUCCCGGCUGCCGGGCGGCCGCUCACCGACGACGAAAUGGCGGAGGUGAAGAAGGAAGUAAGGACCGCGAGAACGCAGAGAGGAGCCUCUGCCCCUCCAGACACGCGGGGCGGGAGGGAAAGCGCGGGGGGGGGUUCGUAUCGUGUGAAUGGAAAAGCGUGUCGUGGGAAAUGGGGAGAGCGGUGGGGAGGGGUAAAGCUUUUGGGGAGGGGUCGUGUGGCGGGGUGCUUGUUUAUAAGGCAGUGAAUGCCGACGCUGCCGUGUUCUCUCGUUUUUUUAAAAAAGCAAAAAGCGCUGGUUUGUUUAUGGCUCCUCAGUGCCAAGAUUCCCGCCUUUUUGUUUUGUUUCUCUGCUGGAAAAGGGGAGAUGCCUUUUCCUGCCACUGUAGGAUGGGCGUAGUAGCUGCUGCUCCCCCCCCCCCCCCGCCACCAGAUCAAUAAAAAUAAAUAAAAAUACUUAACUCAUGGAAGGCCUGCCCCACCCCCACUAACCAAAGUCUGCCCCCCCCCAACUCCCAACAAAAAACCCAUUCUCUGUAGCAAGAGGGUGAGAAGGAGGAAAUGCAUACCUGCGGGUGCCUUGGAUAAGAUCCUGGCUCUGGCCUGUAAGAUGGAUAAUGUCCUGGGGUAAUGGUGUGAAGAUCAUAUGCCCUUUUAAAAUGUGGGUUUUUUGGGGGGGUGGGGUAGUUAUUGGGUUGUUUUUAUUUUGAUUGUGCAUUUUGCAGUUUUGUAUUUUAUUCUGUGAACCACCUGCCCCUGAGACCUCUGGGUAUAGGGUGGUACAGUGGUGCCCCGCAAGACGAAUGCCUCGCAAGACGGAAAACUCGCUAGACGAAAGAGUUUUCCGUUUUGGAGGUGCCUCGCAAAACGAAUCUGCAAUGGGCUUGCUUCGCAAUACGAAAAUGUCUUGCGAGUUCCUGGGUUUUUUUUUUCCUUUUCCCCCUCUUUUUCUAAGUCGCUAAGCCGCUUAUCUGCUUAUCCGAUAAGCUGAUAAGCUGCUAAAAGCCGCUAAAAGGCGCUAAUCCGCUAAUCCCGUCAAUGGGCUUGCUUCGCAAGACAAAAAACCGCUAGACGAAGAGACUCCCAGAACGGAUUCUUUUCGUCUUGCGAGGCACCACUGUAUAUAAAUUCAGUUAAUAAUAAUAAUAAGCAUAAUGGAGGUUUCUGUAUUCCUUUCACCACCGCCACCCCUUCUACUCUUGGUCCCCAGUGCACCACCCACUGAGGGGUGCCGACUUGAAUAAAAUAUUAGGUGGGGGGAGCCAGGUAAGCCUCGCCCCCACACAAUGGAUUGCAUGAUAUGGUGCUCACACACUGCUUGAAUGGCCAUGUCCAUCAACUUGGGGGGGGGCUGGCCCCCUCAAAUAUUCUAUUGGGGGAGGGGCGAAGAGACCCCAGCCCCUUUGAGUUGGUUGCUUCUGUGCACCCACCCCACUGCUCAACCUGCGUCAGAAGGGCUGUAUUAGAACGUAAAAUAUACUGUACUAGGUGAGAUUUGUGAGUAAUGACAAUCGCAGUUCCUAGCAGUGGGGCAUGUUCUCACAGGAAUGUCACUGUUGGGGGGCAGGGAAGGUUGUUCUCUGAAUUGCAGAAAAGUCUCUGGGUGAGUGCCCUUCCGUGUCCUAGAAGAACAGUAAAAAGGAGGAAGGAAGGUCCACUAAAUCGCAUGCAUUCUGCCCUCGGAUGUAAAUUUCUACGUAGGAAUUUCUCUUGGAGUGUUUAUAGGAAUUCCCCUCUUUUGUUUCUGAGCUUGACACAUGUAUGAGUCAAUAAAAGUAGUUCUUGCUAGUUCUAUUUUUUCCUUCUAUGAAGUCCACAUACUGUGUGUAGAAUAUACGAUGUUUUUUUCAGAACCAUAAAUCUCUCUCAGUACGUUAUUACUUUAUGCUGGGCCAGAGGGUAAUAACAGUUUAUGUUCACAGCAGUAGUGUAAUGACAAAUUUAGGAAGUGCAUGAUGUCGCAGCCGCUCCUCUUCUUAGAUUGCACCAUAAUAUACGUAAUUAUAUAGUAAUAAUUUGGGAUGCAUUGCAAUCAUCAAUGCAGAUCUCCAUUUGUUGCUUUUCAGCUAGAUACAAUUUUUUCUGUGCAUGUAUACAAAUAAAUGAUUUGGAGUGCUGCAAUAUUUUAUUUCACAGUGACUUUCCUCCAUGUUCCAUUGUACUUAACAGAAUUUGAGCACCAUUCUCUUGAAGCUGAAGCACUUUGUGUUUUCAGUGUUCCUAAAUGCUAAGCUUUGGAGUAUACACCUCAGUUUUAUUUCCAUGGACCUUCACCCGAGUGACCCUAGGAGCCAAUCUUUCCUCCUUUCAAUUGGAUUGGCUCCAGUGUGCACAAAGGGUGAGAAGACCUCUUCUCAGUGGCUAAAAAAUUCCCCUUUCAUGCUGAUUGGGGAGCUCUAGAAUACUAAAGAGAGAAAUAGCUGAAACACCUUUGGUAACCCCUUGCUGGCAAUUUCCUUUUUGUUUCUGUAGUCAACAUACAGAUACUUUACCUUAACUUGAAACAUCUGAUUCCUUUCUGGUGUGUGUGUGUGUGUGUGUGUGUGUGUGUGUGUGUGUUAGUCAAUGAUAGUGAUUAAUGAAAUUUGUUACAAUUUGAAAGCUAGGAUGAGUAUUUGAAUGUGCACCAAGAACUACCACACAUAUAUUCAUAGCACAACAUACAAGAUGAAAAAUUCAUCUGUUGCUAACUUUGUCAUUUCUUCUUGCUAGGUUUUGGAACGAUUGCGCCGCUAUCUGUGUGACAAAAUUAUUGCAGAAAGACACUUUGAUUAUCUACGUUCAAAAAAAAUACUCAGCAGAGAGGACACUGAAGAAAUCUCUUGUCGAUCUUCAAGUAGGAAGAAAGCUGGGAAGCUGCUGGAUUACUUAGCAGAACAUCCCAAAGGACUGGAUGCACUAAUAGAAUCUAUUAGAUGGGAAAAAACACAGACCUUCCUGUUAGAAAAGAUAACCGAUGCUGUCUUGAAGGCAAAAAAUGAAAAACUGGAAAGCCUCAAAGGUAAAUGGAAUAACAUGCAUUUGAAUCUAUUCCAAAAGGUUUUGUAAAAAUUAAUUUUCAUGCAACUUGCUUCUGUGCGUGUUUGCUCAAAAAUGUGUUCCACUGAUUUCGGGGGACUUAUGCCAGGUAAAACUUCAUUUGUCAGCCGUGGGUUUUGGUCCUCUUUUCGUACUUAGGAUGAAUAAACCUAAGGCACAAGCUACUGACCAGAAUUAGUUUGGUCAAAGUCAGGUGAUAGCAUUAGGGUGGGGGUGGGGGUGUCCUUUGGAAAGGGGAUAUGUGGAAGAACUUAAUAUGUUUCUAUUUGAGUGUUUCAUGUCUGGCCUGGGUAGUUGCAUUGGAUUAUAUUGGUAAUUGGUUUCUGCCUUUUAAUUUUACCUCUUAAGAACCUGCUGUAUCAGGCCAAGGGCCCGUCUACUGCAGCAUCCUGUCCUCACAGUGGUCAACUACAUGCCUCUGUACCUGAGGAUUGGAAAGUGGUCAACGUAACACCAAUUUUUAAAAAUAAGAACCAGUACUCGUAACACCGCUUGCAGGGACUCAAGAGGCAGUGUUGUAGACUUAAAAAAACAAACAAACCACCACACUAUGUAAAUUGUAUGCAAAUGAUACAUUUUAUGUCUUUAUUACAGGCUUGAACUGUAGCAACUGCAUGGCUUCAGGGUAUGACCAAUCGAACAAUCUCUCUAGAUCACAGUCGAAUGAAUCUAAUCUCUUUGAGAAACAAAAAGACAGAGAAACCACCUACCUUCAUCCGGAAGAGUUUAGUACAUCUGCUUUUGUAUCCGCCGCUUCUCUUCAUUCAAUGAAUUUGCCAAUUACUGAGGUUGGAAGUACGGAAAACUCUGUUUUCUCAGCCACGCUUCCCGGCCCUGGAGAUUCUGGAGCCCCACCUCUUCCGCCACAAUUGCAAAAUGAACAAGAGGAAACAUGUACGACUUCGAGUGACAGUCCUUUCCUGCCUUUAAGAUCCCGCUCUCUUCUUCCGUAG
Messenger RNA from Podarcis lilfordi (Lilford's wall lizard), 4006 nucleotides. The record is from the annotation of a GenBank genome assembly. NCBI's taxonomy places the organism in Eukaryota, Metazoa, Chordata, Lepidosauria, Squamata, Lacertidae.